UUGUUUUUUAUUUUUUAAUAUUUUUUAAAUCAAAUAUCAAACAAUGAUGUUACCAUAUAAUCCAUGUCAGUGUGAGGAACAUAAGAAGUCCAAUAAAAUCUUAACGCCUCUAAUAUUACAAUGUUGGCAACGUGAUAAUUUCAGACGUCCAUAUAACCAUUUAUAUUUAUCGAGAAGAUUUUUUGAAGAAAAACUCAAACGAAAAUUUAAUUUAGAUGAUUACAGAAAAAUUAUUAAUUAUUUUUUCGAAAUACUCUUCAAUAAUGAACCAAAAAAUAUAACAAUAAAAAUUUUAAGAUUAAAUGGAACUCCAAUUACACAAACUGUAGCUCAUUUAUUAAGAAAUUAUUUAAUUCAUAAUGAAUUUAUUGAGUUUUUAGAUAUUGGAAAUUGUAAUUUAAAUGAAAAUAAUUUUUAUAUUAUUGCUGAUGGUGUAUAUAAUUCAAAAUCCCUUAAAGCAUUCAAUAUGAAUCGUUUAAUAUUAAAUAAUGUGUGUGAUACAAUAGAUACUGAAAGAAUUGCUUUAAUUAUAUCACAAUUAAUAUGGAAAAAUCAAUUAAUUGAAUUACAUCUUAGAAAUCUUCAAUUAAAUUCAUAUGAUAUAAAAUCAAUUGCUGAAUAUAUUGAAAAACAAAAUUCUAUUUUAUUAUAUUUAGAUUUAGGAUCAAAUUCUUUAACACAAGAUGGUAUUGAAAUUCUUUUCAAAGCUAUUGUAUUAUCAAAUACUCUGAUCGGAUUAGAUAUUAGUCAUAAUUCUAUUGGAAGAAAUGGUGGAGAAAUAAUUGCAUUUUCUUUACCAAGUACAAAAAUUAAAUAUUUAAAUAUAUCAUAUAAUGGAAUUGAUGCAAUUGGAAUGCAUUUAUUACUAUCGGUAGUGAAAAAAACAAUUCCCUUAAAAAUUUUAAAUAUAUUUGGUAAUGAAUUUAAUUCAAGUACAGUUUAUACUUUAAAAAGGCAAAUUGAAGCAAAAACUUUAAUAGCAGAAAAUUUGGAUGUUGAUGUUGUAUUUGAUCGUGAUAAAAAUGAAUUUUAUUUAACACCUAAAAUUGUUGUUCCUGAAAUAAUUGGAAAAUAUCUUAAUAAAUAUAACCAACUCAAGCACAAUAUUUGA
Condylostylus longicornis is the source of this 1111-nucleotide messenger RNA. RefSeq names its product leucine-rich repeat-containing protein 34. Gene Ontology annotation, molecular function: protein binding. The coding region runs from base 44 to 1111 and encodes 355 amino acids. The transcript is spliced from 2 exons. The record is from RefSeq and is a predicted model, not a curated record. Lineage: Eukaryota; Metazoa; Arthropoda; Insecta; Diptera; Dolichopodidae.